Rhodamnia argentea is the source of this 1830-nucleotide messenger RNA. RefSeq lists its product as uncharacterized. Bases 268 to 1554 code for a protein of 428 amino acids. The transcript is spliced from 4 exons. NCBI's taxonomy places the organism in Eukaryota, Viridiplantae, Streptophyta, Magnoliopsida, Myrtales, Myrtaceae. The record is from RefSeq and is a predicted model, not a curated record.
AGCCAGCUUUGAUGUUGGCUCGGCUCCCUCUUGACAGCGACCCGAGAAAUCACCGUCCGCUAACCACGUAGCGUUUGAAGAUGAAAGCAAAACCAAUAAACAAAACGGAGAUCGCCCCGCAGCUGUAGCUUUUCUCUGCUUCACAUGGAUCCCAACCGCCACCCUCUCUGAUCGUACUCUGAAAAGAUUCAGUCCAUCAUCGUCUCAUCAUCACGUAAAUCUCGGAUCGUUCCACCGGUCACAUGAAGUCUUCUUCCCUUCCCCGCCAUGGAAGAUGAAGGGCAAGCGUUCGUGCCGCGGAGCAAGGUGAUCUCGGGCUAUUUCGAGCCUGUCGAGCUGAACAGAUUAGUUUCCUGCUUCAAGUGGGUGUGCCUCGAUCAGUCCAAUCUGUGGCGGGCAGGGCUGUCGUGGUCCGUCUUCUUCCUCUUCACCGUCGCUGUGCCGUUGGCCUCGCAUUUCCUGCUCCAGUGCUCAAGCUGCGAUGCGGACCACCAGCGGCCUUAUCACGUGCCGGUGCAGAUAUCGCUCUCUCUGUUCGCGGCGAUAUCUUUCGUCUGCCUGUCGCGGUGGUCUCGCAAGUACGGGAUCAGGAAGUUCUUGUUUCUCGAUAAGCUGUGCGACUCGAGCGAGAAUGUUCGGCACGGAUACUCGCAGCAGCUUCAGAGAUCAGUCAAGCUGUGGUCCUGGUUUGUUUUCCCAUGUUUCGCUGUCGAGACGGCCUACAAGCUCUGGUGGUUCAUCUCCGGAUCCACCACCAUUCCUUAUUACGGCAAUCUCUACGUGAGCGACACCAUGGCUUGCACGUUGGAGCUGCUCUCGUGGCUCUACCGGACCGCGGUUUUCAUCCUCGUGUGCGUCCUCUACCAGCUGAUUUGCUACCUGCAGAUCCUCAGACUGGAGGAAUUUGCGGAAGUCUUCCAGAAGGAAACUGAGGUGGUGUCGAUCUUGAAGGAGCAUCUCCGGUUCAGGAGGACUCUCAGGAUCAUAAGCCACCGCUUCCGAGCAUUCCUCCUAUCGUCCCUCAUAUUGAUCACGGCGAGCCAGUUCACUUCCUUGCUUAUGAUCACCCGUUCUGGCGCUAACGCGAAUAUCUUCAAAGCUGGAGAGCUUUCACUAUGUUCUAUCAGCCUGCUCACGGGCCUCUUCAUAUGCCUGCGCAGUGCGACCAAGGUCACUCACAAAGCACAGUCCAUCACCGGACUUGCGGCGAAGUGGCACAUCUGUGCGACGAUUAACUCGUUUGACGAGAACGAUGGAGAGACGCCCACAACUCAGGUAGCUUCCACCCAUGUUUUCCCCGUGGAUGCAGAGUGGGAAUCCGAAGAAGAAGAAGGAGACGGCGAUGACGAUCUCAACAAUGCCAGAAUAAUGCCGAUCUACGCACACACCAUCUCGUUCCACAAGAGGCAAGCUUUAGUGACAUACCUAGAGAACAACAAAGCAGGAAUUACAGUUUACGGCUCUAUGCUCGACAGGACUUACCUUCACACCAUAUUCGCGAUCGACCUCGCUCUUUUCCUAUGGUUGCUGAACAAGACGAUCGGUAUCUCCUGAUCUUGCUCGAAAACGAAGGAGUUGGAAAAUGGUAUUGUCGCGCUCGACCCACAUUCUAGAUUUUGGCCUGGUCUGGGAUGUAUAGCGUACAGGGUCAUGAGAGUUCCUAUGAUAUACAACUUUCAGGAAUAGAUUGUUUCUGUAUAAAGUAAAGUCCACUGUCGAUUCUCUUUUGCACUGCCUCCCAACUGCGGUAGUUCUCGGGUUCGAGAGUCGGCUUAAGAAGAAAUUUCAUCAAUCUGAAUUAAGAAAGUGCACUUGUGUUUAGGUAGAUUA